GGGUAAUUCAGUACUCUGCCUGCCUGCUUUUGUCUCGUCCUGGUUAUACACAGAUCCAGGACCAAAAUACGUUAAUAUUUGUGGACCUUGGUGUUUAAGUCAACUGUACAAAUGUCAAAGAAGAAAGGAUUGAGUUUGGAGGAGAAGAGAACACGCAUGUUGGAGAUAUUCUUUGAAUCAAAAGAUGUGUUUCAGCUGAAGGAUAUUGAGAAAAUCGCCCCGAAGGCAAAAGGCAUAACUCCUAUGUCAGUGAAGGAAGUGCUUCAGAGCCUGGUGGAUGACAACAUGGUGGACUGUGAACGAGUGGGGACGUCCAACUACUACUGGGCCUUCCCCAGUAAAGCCUUUAACACCCGCAAACACAAACUGGAGGAAUUGAAGAAACAGGUUUCUGAAGCAAAGCAACGGAAAAUUUCUCUACAAAAAUCUGUAGAAAAUGCAAAAGUCGGACGUCAAGAUACAACUGAGAGGAGUUCUCUGCUGAAGGAGCUUCAGACUCUGAGACAAGAGAAGACUCAGCUGCAGUCAGAGCUGGAGAAGUACAGGGAAUGUGACCCAGAGGUUGUUGAAGAGAUGAAAAAAUCCAACGUAAUAGCGAAGGAAGCUGUUUCCAGGUGGACAGAUAAUAUAUUUGCCAUCAAGUCGUGGACAAAGAAGAAGUUUGCCUUUGAUGACAGCCGCAUUAACAAAGCCUUCGGGAUCCCUGAGGACUUCGACUACAUGGACUGAGUCCCUGAUGGGCCAGCUAGUGUAACUACUUAACACAUUCUGCACAUUAAAGUGAAAAUGGGGUUCAUGUGGGCAGCAUGCGGGAGGUCGUCUGUAAAUAAGGACAGAUAUGAGUCAUGUUGCUGCAGCAGAUGGAUGUAAUGAGCAGAUUGAAACUGGACCAACCAUGAGUCAGUGUUGGGGAGGCUGGGGGAGGGGGGGGUGAUUAACACAACUCUGCAGCUUGACUUUUGGGACACCUGUUGCCACGAAAACUGAGAGCCCCGAGUUGAUGAUAGAAUGGAAUCAACACCUAACACAUCUAUGCAGCCAGUUAUCUGAUUUACAUGGUUGGAAUCAAAUGCUUCUGGACUUUUUUAUUUUUUUAUUUUAUUCUGUUGUUUUGUUUUGGGCCAAAAAUAUAAAUGUGAGAAACGUCUAGUGCUUUUAGUUCACAUGUGGCCCGAUGUAAAUUCCAGAGGUUAAAUUUGAGUUUCUUACUUUCACCAGCAUUAGACUGUACUCUUUUUCAACAAAUCCCUGUAAGUUGUGCUUAGUUAUUUCUUCUAAAAUGUGAUAUGCUGCAUCCAAAUGCAAUCACACUAAGCUUUCUAUCUUUUGUGUUUUUAUAAUGUUACAAAAUCAGCCACAAAGGCGAGUCGUUUCUUGAGCACUACAUGUUCACUUUCAGUAAAAAAAACAAAAAACGCUGUUGUCAUGACAUGUUCAGAGUGACUAUUGCUCUUCUUUUUUUCUCCUUUUUUUCUCCUUUUUUUCUGUCAAACCAGAUGCAAAACAGGUAGUUGUGUGUUUUACUCAGUGACCUAGGUGAUGAGGCCUGUGUGUCUGGGUUUGUUGAUUUGGAUUUCAAAUGGUCUCCAUGGCAGUCUUGUAUUAUUACUCAUUGGUUUAUUUCCAGUAGGUUGAUAUCCAAACAGAAUGUUAGUUCUCUUUUCAUUUAUGUUAUGUCAACUUAUUGUACCUGUGAGCCUAAUUGCCUUUAAAAGAUAUAUUUUAAUGUGAAAACUGACAAAAAAGACUGCAGGUAAGCGAAUAAAAGUUCUGCAAAAACAGUUUCAUAUUGGUUAUUCCUUCUGUACAUAAUGGGAUCUACACAUGCAUAUAUUUGUGUUUUUGCAAUAGUUCCUCCUUACUUUAAGUUGACUUGUGAGUGUAGCAACAGUGAUCUUGCACAAAAAAUUGUCAACGCCCAGAUGCAGUUUUGCGGUGGAACAGACACACCCACUGAGGAGUAACCUGAGUGUGUGUUUUCAUGCGUGUACCUGCCCAACCUGUCUUAACUAUGAGGCUGACACAAUGUUAAAACUCCACACAUAGUUACAACUUAUAGUCACUAAUAAUGACAGCAUCUCCGGUUAACAGUAUGACAUUAACC
Molecule: messenger RNA, 2104 nt
Organism: Sphaeramia orbicularis (orbiculate cardinalfish)
Lineage: Eukaryota; Metazoa; Chordata; Actinopteri; Kurtiformes; Apogonidae
Gene: mnd1
Product: meiotic nuclear divisions 1 homolog (S. cerevisiae)
Exons: 8
Coding region: 112-729 (205 amino acids)
Biological process (GO): reciprocal meiotic recombination
Cellular component (GO): nucleus
Molecular function (GO): double-stranded DNA binding
Source: RefSeq, a predicted model, not a curated record